Molecule: messenger RNA, 546 nt
Organism: Guillardia theta CCMP2712
Lineage: Eukaryota; Cryptophyceae; Pyrenomonadales; Geminigeraceae
Exons: 11
Coding region: 1-546 (181 amino acids)
Biological process (GO): protein dephosphorylation; phosphatidylinositol 3-kinase/protein kinase B signal transduction; phosphatidylinositol dephosphorylation
Cellular component (GO): cell projection; nucleus; plasma membrane
Molecular function (GO): phosphatidylinositol-3,4,5-trisphosphate 3-phosphatase activity; protein tyrosine/serine/threonine phosphatase activity; protein tyrosine phosphatase activity
Source: RefSeq, a predicted model, not a curated record
AUGACCGUUCUGAAGAAGAUGGUGUCGAAGAAUAAGCUUCGCUUCGAGCAGGACGGUUUCAGCUUGGAUCUUGCGUACAUAACGCCGAGGAUCAUUGCAAUGGGCUUCCCGUCGGAAGGGAUGGAAGGCUCCUACAGGAACCACGCGGACGAUGUAUACAGAUUCUUCGAGACGAGGCAUUCGGAUCGCUACCUGAUCUUCAACCUGUGCUCGGAGAGAACUUACGAUCACUCGCGGUUCAACGGGAGGGUGGAGCACUACCCCUUCGACGACCAUAACCCCCCGCAGUUCGAGAUGAUGAGGCCCUUCUGCUUCAGUGCGCAGAGGUGGCUGGCCCAGUCAGAGCACAACAUCAUUGCGGUGCAUUGCAAGGCGGGGAAGGGACGGACGGGAGUGAUGAUCGUGGCGUACUUGCUCCACUGCGGAACAUGCUCGACAGCGGAAGAGGCCAUGAAGUUUUAUGGUCAGGCGCGAACGAGGGACGGGAAGGGAGUCACGAUCAGAAGUCAGAGGAGGAGGGUGGGAGGUGUAUAUGAGCUCCAGUGA